AUGCCGGCAUCUCAACAACAGACCGUCUUUCGUCUUGACAAAGAACGAGCCUCCUAUCGUAAUUUGAAGGCGCACAGGGAGGAUAUUCCAAAGCCAUCUAAGUACGAAGUACUUAUGAAGGUGAAGGGUGUCUCUUUAAAUUAUCGAGACAUCGCGAUCUCAACAUCGAAGUAUCCAUUCCCGGUCAAAGAUAAUGUCGUUCCAUGCUCUGAUGCGGCCGGAGUCGUGGUUGAAGUUGGCGAGGGGGUCCGCAGCAUCUCUGUUGGCGACCAUAUCAUUGCGACACUGGACUUCUCAAACGUCUUUGGACAGCAAAUGAGCUGGAUGGGCGGGCAAGGUGGUCCUGUUGACGGUGUCCUGAGGGAGUAUCUACUUGUCCCUGCAGUAUCGGCGGUGAAAGUUCCGAAAGACUCCCCGCACACCUUUAACGAGUGGUCUACCCUAGUGGUAACUGGCGUGACCGUCUGGAAUGCCCUUUACGGAUGUAUUCCCUUACGCCCCGGUCAGGUUGUACUUUGCCAAGGAACUGGAGGAGUUUCUAUUACAGGAUUAAUCCUUGCCAAGGCAGCAGGAGCUAAGACAAUCAGCACUUCUUCAAGCGAUGAGAAGCUCGAGAUUGCGAAAAGAAAAUACGGUGCGGAUAUAACCAUUAACUAUAAAACACAUCCUGAAUGGUCCAAGGAGGUACUGGCCUCCACGGAUGGAAAAGGCGUGGAUUACGUCCUUGAAAAUGGAGGCUCUGGAACCAUUGCUGAGAGUCUCAAUUGUAUCAAAAUGGGUGGGCAAGUUGCCAUCAUCGGCUUCUUAGCCCGAGCGUCACAAGAGCAAAUGCCUGAUGUGGCUUCUCUGGCUUUGGAAAAAGGGGCUGUGGUUCGCGGAAUUCAAGGUGGAUCGACUCAGCUUCUGCAGGAAGUCACCGAAUUUGUGGCUCAGAAAGCACUUCGCAUGCCAGUUGAGAAGGUUUUCGGCUUCACACAGAAAGAGGUUAUUGAUGCGUACGAUUAUGUUGCCUCUGGCAGUCAUAUUGGAAAGAUUUGUAUCCAGGUCGGAGAGUAG
This is a messenger RNA of Aspergillus luchuensis, 1056 nucleotides long. Its product is annotated as zinc-dependent alcohol dehydrogenase family protein. Gene Ontology annotation, molecular function: oxidoreductase activity. Bases 1 to 1056 code for a protein of 351 amino acids. Lineage: Eukaryota; Fungi; Ascomycota; Eurotiomycetes; Eurotiales; Aspergillaceae. The record is from RefSeq and is a predicted model, not a curated record. The transcript has 2 exons.